ACGUGCAGUUAUUGCAACUAAUUAUACUUGCAUGCAAUGCAUGAGCACGGUAAUUUAAAGUGUAUUUUUUUAUUUAAUUUUUUUUGCAAUAGACUAUUUUAUUGCCUGAGUGCACGCAACAAUUGAUGAAGAAAUCAACUUUUCUUGGAUAGAUGACCGUGAGUGAUUUGCAUGUUAAAUGCACACUUCAUAUGAAAGAUUUUUGCAUGCCGAUCACACUGCAUUAAUUGCACAGGAAUGUGCAUCAUUGCAUUUCGGACGCGUUGCAAAUGUCUGUUUCGUUGAGAUCUGCGCAGCCUACUCUCUCCUCGCAUGUCAUUCUUUGUCACUGCUGUCCUUGCUUGAGCCUUGAUAGUUUCUGCAAGAGACAGAGAUCGUGCUGGAGUUGUUACAGACCUGAAGAAAUCCCUGUAGAAGCUCACGCAGAAAUGGGCCGAAAGGAGGGCAACUAUGAUUGGAAAAAGAGCACGGAUAACAUCCAGGAUGUGUUUGAAUUCAUGGAGGUGCUCGGAUCGGGAGCGUUCUCAGAGGUCUUCAUGGUGAAGGAGAGAAAAACAGGGAAGCAUUUUGCACUGAAGUGUGUGAAGAAGAAAAACAAAAGGGACGUCAACCUGGAGAACGAAAUCGCUGUGUUGAGAAAGAUCAAACAUGACAAUGUGGUUUGCUUGGAGGAUUUCUAUGAAAGUCGGACGCAUUACUACCUGGUCAUGCAGCUCGUUUCAGGUGGUGAACUGUUCGACCGGAUCCUGGACCGGGGCAUGUUUUCAGAGGCCGAUGCUAGUCUGGUCAUCAGACAGGUGCUGGAGGCAGUCAGCUACCUGCACAAAAGCGGCGUAGUCCACCGCGACCUCAAGCCAGAGAAUCUGCUCUACUACAGCCCUGAUGAAAACUCCAAGAUCAUGAUCAGUGAUUUUGGCCUGUCUAAGAUGGAGGAUAAUGGCAUCAUGUCCACGGCCUGCGGGACUCCAGGAUAUGUUGCCCCUGAAGUAUUGGCCCAGAAACCUUACAGCAAAGCCGUUGACUGCUGGUCUAUUGGAGUCAUCACCUACAUCCUUCUCUGUGGAUAUCCUCCUUUCUAUGAAGAAACCGAGACUCGUCUGUUUUCUAAAAUCAUGAAGGCGCAGUAUGAGUUUGACUCGCCCUUCUGGGAUGAUAUCUCUGAGUCUGCAAAGGACUUCAUCCUCAACAUGAUGCAGAAGAAUCCUAAGAUGCGUUAUGACACAGAACAGGCUCUCAGACACCCCUGGAUUAUAGGAAAGACGGCCCGGAGUCAGGACAUCUACCACUCCGUCAGCGAGCAGAUCCAGAAGAACUUUGCCAAGUCCAAGUGGAAGCAAGCCUUCAACGCUACAGUGGCCAUUCACCACAUGAAGAAACUGCAGCUGGCCCACUCUGAGGCCUGUCUCCGUCUGAAACAGACACCUGUGCCUGAGAUCAAGGUCAUCACAACAUCCACACCUGAAUCCGUGCGCAAGAAGCUGUUCGCUGAGACCCCAGAACCAAACGGCAACGUUCCCAGCAAUCAGAUGAGCGUGCCCUCCGGCUCCACCGAGUCAAAGAGUCAGUAUCACCCGGUCCGGGUCAGUCACAGCGAGACCACCCAUGUCGGGACCCUCACCAUUGCAGAGAAGAGCAAACAUGUGUAUCACUCGCAGCCAGCGGACCUAAAUGGGUACGCAAAAAGACGCUCCAAUCGUAACGGGCAGAACCUGCAGACUGGCGUUUGCUCUGUCAUGUGAUUGGCUGCUUUGGCAUUGCAUGAUUUUGACAGAUCUGUGACCUUUCACUCAGCCCCUGGCUGCUUUCCGUGGGCAGAUCCUGCUGCUCU
Sinocyclocheilus rhinocerous is the source of this 1828-nucleotide messenger RNA. RefSeq names its product calcium/calmodulin-dependent protein kinase type 1D-like. Bases 270 to 1739 code for a protein of 489 amino acids. Lineage: Eukaryota; Metazoa; Chordata; Actinopteri; Cypriniformes; Cyprinidae. Gene Ontology annotation, biological process: protein phosphorylation. The record is from RefSeq and is a predicted model, not a curated record. Gene Ontology annotation, molecular function: ATP binding; protein kinase activity. The transcript is spliced from 13 exons.